Messenger RNA from Schistosoma margrebowiei, 978 nucleotides. The record is from the annotation of a GenBank genome assembly. NCBI's taxonomy places the organism in Eukaryota, Metazoa, Platyhelminthes, Trematoda, Strigeidida, Schistosomatidae.
AUGAAUCAUUUAUAUGAAAUCAACCAAAUGUCUGCUACUCAUAAUAAACACUGGAAUAUUUUAAAAUUAUUGUGUAAAGAUAAAAAUGUUGAUGAAGUUAAUAAAAAACUGGAAGAAAUUGCUUUACAGCAUAAAAACGAGAUAUCUCUUAAACAGGAUAUAGCAAAACAGCGCGUUAAUGAUCAACUGUAUGAAAUUCAUAAAGUAGCUGAAGAAAUUAAUCGAACAAAGUUUGCCGUUGACUCCAAUAAGGGAUUAUGGCAAAAAGUGCUCAAAGGUCAUAAUCGAUUGUUUCCAAACUUUCUGAACAAAAUAAACUCAAAUCUCGACUCAUCCUCGACAAAUUUGAUUAAAAUAUCAGGUAAACAAAAGGAAGCGAAGAAAUCAGUUCUUAAGGACCGUCGUGGAGAGAAAAAACAUAAAAGCAGGACUAUUCACAGUCUGAAAAAAAAUCAAAAGGAAUUUCAAAGACCUCCACCACGCCCAAAAACUAGACUGAUAUUAUCUGCCCCAAGAGUCAGACGAAUCAGACGAAGACCAACCACCACUCCAAACUCAACUCGGUCUACAAUAAUUUCGGGAUUGAAUUCAACUGUCGGUUCUGCAUCUCAACGAAAAUUAUGGUUUCUUUCUAGAUCCUACCUGGAGUUAGAAAAUCAAAUCCGAGUUGAACGUCGAAAAAACCGACAGCAAAUAAAAUCAUCUAGAUCAUGUCCACCACGUGUAAGCCUAUCAACAAAUAUGAACGAUCAACUUGAUUCGGCAAGAAGCAUUAACUCAAGGCCUUCUUCAUUUGCUCCAAAAACUCCAAGAGAACAGAAGCUUAGGAGGUAUUUGUAUUUCCUUAAAAUUCAGCAAACAGAACUUCAAGAAAAAAUAAAUAAAUUUUGUGACGACAUUAGUGAGUUUAUUAAAAGUUCACUAAAUAUUAAUGAUGAAGUUGUACCUGAUAAUGCCUUGUCUAUCAGUAUUUUUUGA